Messenger RNA from Gymnodraco acuticeps, 1623 nucleotides. Its product is annotated as sulfotransferase 2B1-like. Gene Ontology annotation, molecular function: sulfotransferase activity. Gene Ontology annotation, cellular component: cytoplasm. The coding region runs from base 222 to 1103 and encodes 293 amino acids. Gene Ontology annotation, biological process: sulfation. The transcript has 6 exons. NCBI's taxonomy places the organism in Eukaryota, Metazoa, Chordata, Actinopteri, Perciformes, Bathydraconidae. The record is from RefSeq and is a predicted model, not a curated record.
CGCGGCCGCAGCUCGACCAUAUUGGGUCUCACCGCCUGCUGCUUUCACUCCUCUCUCCUCUGUUCCCCUCCUCGACUCCUCCGCUCGCAUCUCCUAUGGGCGGGACUAAGACACGAGGGUGGGAGUCGAGGAGGGGAAAUUAGAGAAUUGAGAAGCCUUUAUAGACUGUAUUUGGUAAUAUACAUCUGCCCUUUUUUAAGAAGUUUCUACUUUCUAGGAGUAUGACUGAGGCAGAGAUGUACUCGGUGUACAAGGGGCUCCUCGUGCCCUCCUUGCUGCAUACGCCAGAGAGUCUGAAAUACUUUGAAGAUUUUGUUUUUCGCCCUGACGAUAUCAUCAUUGCAACGUAUCCCAAGUCAGGUACGACAUGGACGCAGGAGAUUGUCCCUCUGAUCAUGAGUGGAGGAGAUCCAGCAUCUGUGGAGACUCUUCCUAACUGGGAACGUGUUCCCUGGCUGGAGGAAAUUCAGGCCUGCACAUUUAACCUUGAACAGAGGGCGUCUCCACGAAUGUUAACCACACACUCCCCGUACAACAUGAUGCCUCCAUCCUUCUUUGAAGUGAAGCCCAAGGUCAUCUAUGUGACGAGGAACCCCAAAGAUGUGUUUGUAUCUUCCUUUUUUUAUCAUAGGACAGCUUCCUUCCUGGUAAACCCAGGCCCACAGACCGACUUCCUCCACAAGUUCCUUGAUGGAAAAGUUAUGUUUGGCUCAUGGUUUGACCAUGUGAAGAGUUGGCUGAAUGCUGAGGAUAACAUCAUGCACAUCUCCUAUGAAGAGAUGAUAUUGGACCUGAAGGACUCUGUGGGCAGAAUCGCUCAGUUCCUGCAGAAAUCUCUGGACUAUGAAGCGAUAGAGAAGAUAGCCGACCGAUGUUUGUUCAAGAACAUGAAGAAGAACAACAUGUCAAACUACUCUGCGGUUCCUCGUGAAUUCAUGGACCAGACAAAGUCUGAGUUUCUCAGGAAAGGCAUUGCUGGAGACUGGGAAAACCAACUAACAGUGGCAGAAGCAGAGUACUUUGAUUCUGUUUACAAAGACAAAAUGAAAGAUGUGAAAUGUACAUUUGUAUGGGAUUUAAAAACACUUAAUGGAAAUAAUUAAGUCAUUCCUCUCUGUAAUGAUACUCUAAACCCUCUUUGUGUUCACACUCCAGUAGGUACCUCCAGGAGAACAUUUUGCAUUGCACAAAAAAGCAAGUCACUGUCAUGGCUGGUAAAAUGUGUUUUUCAAAGUGCUUUCUAACGUACUGCCUACUCAAUCUAUAUUUACUUCAUACUGACUGGGCAAUUAACAAUAGAGUAUGCUAUUAUAGUAUGCUCGAGCAAUACAGAUUUUUUGGAUUAACAACUACAUCAAUUGAGACUUUAACGAGUAAAUGUUGGAUACAUUUUUUUUUACAAAAGUAAAUCAAAAUAGAAUUCUUGAUAGUUUACAUUGUUGACCAAAACCGACAUAUCGUCUCACAUACUGUUACUCUACUAUUGUUAUUGGUUGUGUGUUGUCGGUGGCCAAAUACACAACAUAAAAAUGUUAAGGAAAUGAAUAGGCUUUUUUUGUUUGUAAGCCUCGAGAAAAAAUAAUACAUUUAAAUAAAAUCCAGAUUAUAUCUCAGUUAACCACA